AGUUAACUUAGCUGGCUAAUUGACCAGCUUGUCGCUCGUAUGUGAUUUGUCGUUUACGUUUUUGUGGUAACCUUAGACAGCUGGCUAGCCAGGUGGAGAACAAUGAUUGUUCGGAAGCCUGUCAUGUGAAAUCUUGAAAGGGUUCAAAUGGGGGUGGGGGAGCAAGAUAAAUGGUAUAAUUAGCUUUGUAGCUCCAUACAUUCGCGUUUGAUGUUUAUUGCCGCUACUGAUGUGUUCGUGAUCCGCACCUAAACAAUGUCCCUUUAUUCUAUCAUAUUGCUUGAGGAAUAGUUUUGCUCCAUGCCGACCGCUGCAGCAGUAUCCAGUGAGGGAGACGGCCCCAUGCUUUCAUCCUCGCCGAUAUACGGGAUGAAAGUCCGAAGUUGUAGUCAUCCUCAACAUCGAGCCACAGCAGACGCCAUGUGCAAAGAUUUAACGUCAUGGCACUUCCUUCUAAUCGCUGCCUGGGAAGCUGUUUACAAAAAUGCCCUCAGCGAUGAUUGGCAACAGGACUGUUCAGUCCUCAAGCCCGGACAUGGGGUCCGCUCCUGGAUCAUUGGGUCAGUUUACCAUCAGUGGUCAAUCUUCUGCAGCCCAGACUGAAGCCAUGAAGCAAGUGUUGGGAGUCAUCGAUAAGAAGGUUCGCAACAUGGAAAAGAAAAAGAGCAAACUGGAUGAUUACCAGGCGAAGAAGAACAAGGGAGAGCAUCUCAACCAGGAUCAGCUGGAGGCCUUGUCCAAGUUUCAGGAAGUGGCAAAUAACCUAGAGUUUGCUCGGGAGCUGCAGAAGAGCUUCCUGGCUCUGGGUCAAGAUAUCCAGAAGACAGUAAAGAAGGCGGCACGGCGGGAGCAGCUGCAGAGGGAGGAGGCAGAGCAGAAGCGGCUGAAGAUGGUGCUGGAGCUGCAGUUCCUCCUAGAGAGGCUGGGGGAGGACAGCGUGCGGCAGGAGCUGAAGCACGGCGUCAGUGGCUCUCCUCUGCUUACAGAUGCUGACCUCGCUGUCCUCAGUGACUUCUACAAGCUGGUGAUGCCAGAGAGGGACCAAAAUGUCAGGCUGGCUGAGCAGUAUGAGCAGGUGUCCCAACACUUCCUGGAGCUCCUGGAGGGGAAAGACAAGGCAGUGGCAGGAACCACAUACAAAGCCCUGAAGGAGAUGCUUGAUAAGGUGCUACAGAGUGGGUACUUUGACAAAGCCCACACCCACCAGAACGGAGUUUGUGAGCAGGAGGAGCAGCAGCUGGUGGCAGCUCAGUCGCCCGAGGCAGAGGAGCGGCCCACGCAGCCAGAAAGUGAAGCUACUGAAGAAUACACAGAGUCAAUUGAAGUAGAAGCCACAGAGUUCGUAAACAGACAGUUCAUUCCAGAAGUCUCCUACAGCAGUGACAAAGAACAAAGAGAUGACUGGAGCACGGAAACAGAGGUGGUCAGUGCCGUCCAGCAGCAUCAACUGCCCACCCAAUCAGCCCCUCCCCCUGUGUCCUCUGAGCCCCACCCAUUGAACCCUGUGGCCUCUGUAUCUCCUGUAGACCCUGUGGUCAGGAAGCAGGCAGUGCAGGACCUCAUGGCACAAAUGCAGGGGCCUUACAACUUCAUGCAGGACUCCAUGCUGGAGUUUGACAGCCAGACCUUGGACCCUGCCAUCGUUUCUGCUCAGCCCAUGAAAGCCGCUCAGAACGUGGACCUUCCACAGAUGGUGUGCCCUCCAGUUCACCCGGACUCCCGACUGACACAACCCAGUACUGUUCCUGUACAACCAGAAUCUACACAUGUUCCCAUGGCUUCUCCCACACCUGAAGCAUUCUCCUCUACACCACCUCUUUAUCAGACCUCACACACUACAGACCCCCGACCUCAGACAGACCCCAUUGACCCCAUUCAGGCUUCCAUGGCCCUGUCGUCAGAGCAGCCCCCUGCCUCCUCAUCCCUGCCCACCGUCUCACAGCCCCAGGUGUUCCAGCCUGUGUCCAAGCCCAUACAUAGCAGCGGCAUCAAUGUCAACGCAGCCCCCUUCCAGUCCAUGCAGACGGUGUUCAAUCUGAAUGCCCCUGUUCCACCGGCCAAUGAGGCAGACUCCUUGAAGCAGCCCAGCCAGUACCAGAGCAGCUAUAGCCAAGGCUUCGGCAGCCAGACACAGCACGUGGUGGACCAGCCUGAUAUGCAGCAGGAGCAGCUGCAGUCUGUUGUCGGUGCCUUCCAUGCACAAGACCAAACCAUAUCCAGCACAGGGAGCCACCAGUCCCCACAGCAGGGCUCUGGCUUCAGCAGGCCAGGGCAGUCCUUCUACAACAGCAGGGCCAUGCCCCGUGGUGGGCCCAGGAACUCCCGCGGCAUGCUCAGUGGCUACAGAGGAUCCUCCAACGGGUUCAGAGGUGGAUAUGAUGGUUACCGCCCUCCUUUCUCCAGCACUCCCAACACUGGUUAUGGACAGCCCCAGUUCAGCACACCUCGCGACUACUCCAACAACAGCUACCAGCGGGAUGGGUACCAACAGAACUACAAGCGUGGAGCUGGCCAGGGACCUCGAGGUUGCUCUCGAGGUCGAGGGGGACCAUUCAGAUCCAACAGGGGGAUGUCCCAUAUGACAGCGCAGCAGGCCAACUAACCCACAUUUCCCUCAAAGCACCAAUGGCUAUCCAGUACCCUCUGCUGCACCCAACACCAGGCACUUCC
Molecule: messenger RNA, 2670 nt
Organism: Megalops cyprinoides (Indo-Pacific tarpon)
Lineage: Eukaryota; Metazoa; Chordata; Actinopteri; Elopiformes; Megalopidae
Gene: caprin1b
Product: cell cycle associated protein 1b
Exons: 19
Coding region: 485-2602 (705 amino acids)
Cellular component (GO): cytoplasm
Molecular function (GO): RNA binding
Source: RefSeq, a predicted model, not a curated record